AUGGCUGAUGAAUUGGAACCAUUGUGUGUCCCAAUGGGUCUCUACGUGAAGCCAUCAGCCAGAAUGACGGUUACCUUAUGUCUGCCUCCGUUGAAACAACCUGGGCAAUCGAUUUCUAAUUGGGAUUUGAUGGAAAAAAUCAAGAAAGCUGUUAGUCCUAUUGAGCUUUCGUCGAUUCGCGUUAUGACAAGUACCAUAGAGUUGGUUCAAUUUGAGGCGGAGUUGCCUAGUCGCAGGAUUCUUGCUAAGGUCAUUAAAGCUUUGGAUGGUUAUACACUGAAGGUUAUGGGUUUCUUUGAACCACUAAAGGUCCGAGCAGCAGAAUCGAAGUCGGAUUUUCCCACUCGACAUGAUUGGGAUGAAUUCUUUCGAAAUUCAGAUAAUAUGAAUGAACUGGAGGCCGGUGAACGACCGGAUACUAUAUAUCUGGCUAAAAUGCCGUCGAAUUGGUUUAAGGAAUGUGGCUCAACUGAUGAUUCAAUGCCCAGUGAACGCGUUCUUCAAAAUGUGUUCGAACGUUUUGGAACAGUUCGCUGUGUUGAUAUUCCUGUUUGUGAUCCGUAUAGAAAAAAAAUGUCAGCUAAAAUAUCUGGUAUAUGCACCACAGGUUUCUCAUUCGGGCAGGAGGUAUUAUUUGAAGGAUAUGUACAAUUUGUAGAAUACAUAUCAUUUGUCAGAGCCAUGGAUUUCUUGCGUAAUAAGAAGUUAGUGAAGAAGAUGCCAGAUGACAGAAUUUUCGAAGCAACCAUCAAAGUCGAUUUUGAUAAAAAUAAACAUUUGUCAAACAAAAACAUACAUGAAAGAAAUGUCGAAAGAGAACGAUUGAAGGAAUUGGAAAAGCAAAAAAUUUCAGAAGAAUGUAGAAAACGUGAAAAAGGAGAAAAUGAUAAAGUCAACACCAGAAAAGAACAAAAGGACGAGAAACAAAGCCAAAAACGAAACCAAGAAAAGCGACUGAAGAAGGAGCGUAUAUUAAAUGAAAUGAUGGUGGAGGAGGAAAAAAAAUUGUUAAUUGCCCAGCGGAAAUUGGAAUCAAGGAGAUUGCUUUCGGCACUUUUUUGGAGAAUUGAAGCGAAAUUUCGAGAAAAAGAUUCUGAAUUGAAAGUGAAUUUGGGAGAUUUGGAAGAAGAUUUGCAGGCCGAACUGGAAACGAAACUGCGACAAGCUCUUCUUCGAGAACAGGAACAAAGAUUGCGAAAACGAAUUGAAGCUAAAAUGAUGCUCAGCAAAUUACAUGCCAUUAAGGGUGAAAAUCAAAAAGAUUAG
Molecule: messenger RNA, 1266 nt
Organism: Acanthocheilonema viteae
Lineage: Eukaryota; Metazoa; Nematoda; Chromadorea; Rhabditida; Onchocercidae
Source: the annotation of a GenBank genome assembly